This is a messenger RNA of Uloborus diversus, 1878 nucleotides long. Its product is annotated as pancreatic alpha-amylase-like. Gene Ontology annotation, molecular function: cation binding; alpha-amylase activity. The record is from RefSeq and is a predicted model, not a curated record. Gene Ontology annotation, biological process: carbohydrate metabolic process. Lineage: Eukaryota; Metazoa; Arthropoda; Arachnida; Araneae; Uloboridae.
AGUCGAAAAAUCAUUCAUUCGGGUAGUGAUGAAAGACCCUUGUUUAAAGUAUGCUUGUGAAUUACAAAAGUGUCUUCAAGUGAAGAAGCUUUCCCGGGUUAAAAUUGGUUGGUCGCUUCUUCAGUCGACGGUCUCAUCUUCGCGACGAUGACAGGGAGACUUCACCUGUUGAUUUUGGUUGUAAUUUCGACUUUGCAAUGGUCGAAAGGAAGUCACCAUGAGCCGAACUUCAAACCGGGGAGAACAACGAUUGUUCACUUGUUCGAAUGGAAGUGGAACGACAUCGCCGAUGAGUGUGAGGUGUUCUUAGGACCUUAUGGUUACGGAGGAGUACAGGUGUCUCCCCCGAACGAAAAUGGAAUCGUUUGGCAACCGUUCUGGAACAAUAACAUAAAAAGACCUUGGUACGAGCGAUACCAACCUGUCAGCUACAAACUGAUCACCAGAAGUGGAGACGAAAUGCAAUUUACCGAAAUGGUCAGGCGAUGUAACAACGCUGGCGUCAGGGUUUAUGUGGAUACUGUGAUUAAUCACAUGACUGGUGAAAUCGGUGCUGGCACAGGAACUGGGGGAAGUUAUUUCGAUCCAAGCGUCCCAAAGUACGAUGGUGUCCCUUAUCGUCGUGAACAUUUUAACUCAAAAGACAAAUGUCCCACAUCUUCUGGAGACAUCGAAGACUACAACAACAAAAGAACAGUAAAAAAUUGCCAACUGUCCGGACUAAAGGACCUGGAUCUUGGACAAGAAUAUGUCAGGAAUAAGAUUGCAGAGUACAUGAACAAACUGAUAGCCAUUGGUGUUGCCCGGAUUCCGGAUAGACGCAGCAAACACAUGUGGCCGCAUGACCUAUCAGCCAUUUACAACCGUCUGAACAACUUGAAUUCUGUGUUCUUUGGUGAUGGAAAGAAGGCUUUUAUUUACCAAGAAGUCAUUGAUAUGGGCGGUGAAGCCAUCAAGGCGGACGAAUAUGUUAAUUUCGGCAGAGUGACGGAGUUCAGAUACGGAAAACACUUAGGUGAUGUCAUCCGAAAGAACCACAACCAGCAGCUGAAGUUCCUCCGCAAUUUCGGUGAAGGAUGGUCUUUCGUGGCCGGAUCCAAUGCGCUGACAUUUGUAGACAACCACGACAACCAAAGAGGUCACGGCGCAGGUGGAUAUGGCAGCAUCUUGACUCACAGGAACUCCAAGAUGUACAAAAUGGCAGUGGCUUUCAUGCUGGCGUGGCCUUAUGGACUUCCAAGGGUGAUGAGCAGUUUCUCGUGGCCUGAGAACAUUGUCAACGGCAAAGACCAGAAUGACUGGAUAGGGCCACCUCAUGACGAAAACUACAACAUCAAAAAUGUACCGAGGCACUCUGACUUGACUUGCGGAGAUGGAUGGGUCUGUGAACACAGGUGGCGACAAAUCUACAACAUGGUGAAAUUUAGAAACGUUGCUGGAUUCGACACUGUUCAAAACUGGUGGGAUAACGGAUACCAUCAGAUUGCCUUCAGCCGUGGAAACAAGGGUUUCAUCGUUAUUAACAAUGAAAAUCAUGCAUUGAACCAGUCCUUGAAGACUGGAUUGCCAGAGGGUACAUAUUGUGAUGUCAUAUCGGGUAACAAAGACGGCAAUCGAUGUACAGGUAAAAGCAUAACCGUGAACAGCUCUGGAUAUGCUCAAAUUCAUGUCGACAAUGCUUGGUCUGAUCCAAUGAUUGCUAUUCAUGUACAGGCGAAACUUUGAAGAGAUGUCAAAUUGAACAAGUGUGUGAAAGAUGUAUAAUAACUGGUACACAGCUGAACAAGUCUGAUAGUCAUUUGAUUUUCUAAUUAAAUAAGAUGACUACCUUUUUGUAAUUAUUGCAAACAAAGACAAAGAAUAAAUGUUUUGUACAUA